AUGCCUCCAAAAAAGGGUCAGCGUAAAUCGAUGUCGGCGCGCAUAAAUAAAGCGCCUACGUUAGCGCCAUCUCGACGGUCACCACGAGUUCCUCCCCCUCCAACAAGCCCAACUGAAACCGCCAGCCCACCCAAAACGUUGAACCUUACACCCGCCUCGCCCCAAGAAACCUCAAUCAACAUCCGUUUCUACAAUCCCAAACCUGCUGCGGCUAGUCCUCGCUCCCAAGCCGAGGUUCCGGAAACUCCAUCCUCACGCCGACGAGGUUUCCAGACUCGUCCCUCUCGUUUAUCAACGGUCUAUACACCAACCAUAGAUACCCCAGCCAGCCAGGGUAGUCGACGGACCAGAAGGACAGCCGCACUCGAAACACCAAAAACGGAAAUCUCUGAUUUCGACCCUUUGGAGGGUAUUGGUAGUACUGGAUGGACGAAUGAGCAGUACUUUGGUGCCAUCGGGUCAGAAGGAACAGCAGACGGUCCCUCUAGCCCCACAAGUGCAUCCGACAUGCGGAACUCAUCGCGGGUGCGCAAGCCUACAAUUAGAGCUCUUGAAUCUCUGGAGUCGGCAAAGAAAAAGCCCCGUAAAAAUGCGAAAGCAUCUACUCCGAUCGGGGAAAAGCCAGCUUACCCCUCAAAGGCAGUGAAGAAUAAUACCCUCAAUAAAAGCGCCAAGAAGACUCGCACGUCAAGGCGUAUGGCGAAUUCAAAGAUUCGAAACGAUAUGAUUUUGAUCGGCAGCGAUAUCGACUUCAAACUCGCUGGCAAGAGGCUGUUUGAUCUCACUUUUGAAGCCCUAAGCCCUGACUUCAUUCUUCCAAUCAACAUUGAUGCCGAGCAGUUCAUCAAAGAGAGACGAAGCGAAUAUUAUCAAAGUAGUCACGAUGAAAUGUACGGGACUACCACGUCGGCCGACGAUAUGCCCUCGUCCCAGACUGUCGAUGAAGUCGUCCCAGAACCCUCUGCCAUCUCAACAUCUCCCAAGCUAGCUCCCACAGCUAAAUCCACUGACGCUCCCGGCAUUUUGGGAUUCGAACUACAGUCCAGUGCCAGAACGAGCGGCGACGGAUGGAUUCAAACCGGCUACGUCAACGACAAAGCUGAAGAAGUCUCUCUGAUCCCCGAUGACUACCAUUUGUAUCGCUCGCUGCACACCUACGGGGAUGAAAGCCUACCCUAUCCCCCCGUACGUGCUCGCGCAGAUCACCAAGGCGAUAGCGACAACGCACGCGGCUAUCCACCCCUCAUAGGAUCUCGCAACCUCCCUGCCGGGUCCCAAUCUCCUUUCCAGCCAGAGAACGUGGACGCGGAAAGGGCUAGAGUGCUUUCCCGUCCCCAGGAAACCCCUCUCAUUACACCAACAACUGCGGCUCGCAAGCCUCGUGCCACGCGCAAGCGUCGCCAGACCGCAGCCACAGACGCGAUUAAUCCGACUACGACCCCUGACGGAGAACGCAAAUCAAAGCGUCGCCGCCGCCAGACUGAGCCGGGCCCUGCCGCUGCCGCUGCCCCGGCGUCUGACGUUGCUCCUGCUCCCUCUUCCCCUCCAAAAUCCGCGACAAAAGCACAGUCUCAGUCAAGCAAGGUCGCCCCUAUCGCAACGCCCACUACCGAGGACGUAAAGCCUAAAGUGCAGCGAAUCCGUCUAACCCUCAAGCCCGCACCCGAUGUUGAGAUAAAGGAGGAUGAUACGUCCAAUACAGAGGAUACUCCAGCUCCGCACUCACCCUCAACUGCCCCCUCACGCGCGCCUUCCCCCGUGCAAACUCCUAAACGCCGUCGUCGCGGUCCUGCAAAGGUCAAAUAA
Molecule: messenger RNA, 1806 nt
Organism: Penicillium nucicola
Lineage: Eukaryota; Fungi; Ascomycota; Eurotiomycetes; Eurotiales; Aspergillaceae
Product: putative GPI-anchored cell surface glycoprotein
Exons: 1
Coding region: 1-1806 (601 amino acids)
Source: RefSeq, a predicted model, not a curated record